Molecule: messenger RNA, 1329 nt
Organism: Merops nubicus (carmine bee-eater)
Lineage: Eukaryota; Metazoa; Chordata; Aves; Coraciiformes; Meropidae
Gene: SDCCAG8
Product: serologically defined colon cancer antigen 8
Exons: 11
Biological process (GO): tube formation; neuron migration; establishment of cell polarity
Cellular component (GO): centrosome; centriole
Source: RefSeq, a predicted model, not a curated record
AUGGGUCACUGGGGUUCAGAGCGUGCUAAUGAAAGCAUCCAUCAGCUGAAAUAUGCCUUGGAGGAUAGACAGUUAGCACAGGAUGAGGGUGAAGUUGGAUUUGACCAGCCCUCUAUGGAUAAGGGCAGUGGUGAUGUGGACAGUGGGAAUCCGGCCUGGCAGGAACUGCAGCACAGUCAUGCGGUUAAUCAACUUAAAGUUUUAUUGCAAGACCAAGAAAGAAUGGAAAGUGAAGUCUCUGUGUCAAGGAGGAAGAUGUCGUUCUGUAAACCUCCAGAAGCUGCACCUGGAGACUUACCAGCCCUUACUGAUCUCAUUCCUAUCAUCAAUGAUCAGUCACAGUACAUUAACCAUUUAGAAGCAGAAGUGAAGUUUUGCAAGGAGGAAUUGUCUGGAAUGAAAGAUCAAGUACAAGUGGUUGUACUUGAGAAUGAGGAACUCCAUCAGAGACUGAAAUUCAUAACUGCAGAACACAUGUUAAGAGAACAGACUCUUCUAGAUGCCUCGGCAAAUACUCAGAACUCCUGGCCUAGCUGUGCUAACGACCGUAGUAUUCAUCAGCCUGUCACCUCAUCACCAGCACAUAACAAAAAUCAGGCUUUUGUUACAGCAUCUGCUGUAGAAGUAGAAAAGUGGCAUGUAGAACUGGAGAAACUAAAACUUUUUUAUCAAGAAAAAGUCAAUAUCCUUGAUGCUCAAGUACAGUCUCUAAGAAAAGACCUUUCAGAAUCUCAGAAGACAUGCAAAGAUUUGGAAGGAAGGCUAAAACACCAGAAGUCACUCGUUUCCGCCACAAAUUCCACCCGGGCCGGUGGUUUGUGUCUGAAAUGUGCACAGCAUGAGGCGGUUCUUGCACAGACUCAUGCCAACCUUCACGUGCAGACCAUCGAGAGAUUAACAAAAGAAAGAGAUGACUUGAUGGGUGCACUUGUUUCACUGAGACAAAACAUGGAAGAAAUGCAGAAAAGAGAAUCUAAUGCUUGUGAGCGAGUUAAACAAGCUGUGCAAAUGGCAGAAGAGGCCAAUUUGGAAAAAACAAAGGCUAUAGACCAGUGUGAGCAGCUGAAACGUGAGAUGGAACGACAGAAGUGUCGCCUUGAAAGGGAGUUAGUUGCCCAGCUAAAUAAGAGGGCUGAGGAAGAAGAAGCACUGCGGGAAGAAACGAAGAAGGAAAGGGAGAACUCGGCAGCAAUGGUGACGGCCGCAUCUGAAAAUGUGGCCAAGUUGGAGGCUCAGGUAGAGAGAAUUACAAGGGAGAAGAACUCACUAGUUAACCAGUUAGAAGAAUCACAACAUCAGCUUGCGUCUCAUGAAAUGGAGAUGAAUAAG